AUGAAUGACCAAUAUGUGGGAAGCUUGCAAAGGAGGAAGAAGACCAAGGAGAGCAAGACAAGGAACGACGAAGAUAUUAGAGAGGUCAAUGACCGAAUUAACUAUUCAAUGAUAAAUGACUACCACGAUAGUAACUUCAAAAAAAAUUUUUACAUUAAGAGCAUACGGACCGAUGGCAACUGCCUGUUUAGGGCUGUGUCGGAUCAGCUAUACAACAACGAGGAUAAGUACAAGGAAAUAAGGAAGCUAGUGGUCGAUCACCUACAGAGGAAUGAGGAAAAGUACCAGCACUUCAUCGAGUAUGAUGAAAGUUACAAGUCCUACAUUGAGAGAAUAAGUCUAGAUGGGACGUGGGGCGGUCAGCUGGAACUGCAAGCAGUAGGCGAGGUGUUCACCGUGAACAUCCUGAUCUACCAAGAAAACGAGUGCAUCCUGGAGAUCAAAAAUCACAGUGAUGAUGAGAAGUGCAUCCAGCUACAUUACGCUUCCAGUGAGCACUACAACAGCGUCCGAUUUAAAAAUAGGGCUCUGGAAAACCAACUCAAGUCAAUUGUGGAACUCCGAGAAAUACUAAACAACAAUGACGAUAACGAGUCCACCAAGACGUUUUACGAAACGACGGACAACGAGCUGACAGAAGACAACGAAAAUGACCUGUCUGAAAAUACUGGCAACGAAAAUAAUAACCCUGGAGAGUGGGUUGAUGAGAAGGAGUUCACAUUUAAUAGUUCAUUGGAGGAGGACUAUGUACAAUAUGAUUACCCUAAGGAGAAUAAGCGAAACAACAUUUUUUCCCUCAGUGAUGAUGAAACGGAGCCUUGCUCAUUGGACAUUUUACAAAAUAUACAUAAAGGUAUUAAAAGGAAGGGCGUGAGGAGUAGAAGCAUGCCAAAUAUUAACGAGAGAUUUCUUUAUUUCUUCGCCAAAGAUGAAGUCCAUGAGAGCAUGGAGAGUGACAGCACCAUAGAUGUGCUGAAUGAGAAAAAGGGAUUCGAUAUGAGGAAGCCUAAAAAGAACGAAAACAAAAAGUUGAAUUUUCUCAAGUAUAACUAUAUUGGUGAGAAGCCCGAUGAUCUGCUGACCGAGUACGUGUCCUCCACUGGCAAUGCCGCUGCCUCUAUCGGCGGGGAGAACAAAACCAUUCGCAUUUUUUACAAUAAGACAUUUUACAAAUACCUGUGCAUGUCCAAAAUGAUGGAAGUAGAGGAUAAGCAUGUGGAGGACAAGGUGGGCAAAAAGCUCGAUCUGCUCAACGGCCAUUUUGUGUGUGGCAAUGGAGGGGGCGAGGCAUACAGAAGAACGGCACAGGAGAAUGCAGUACCAGGGAAAUCAUAUGACAGGAAUGAGGCCAACCGGAAUGGGUGCCAAACGGCAGAGGCGCCUAUCCCCCUGAAGCACUUGGACAGUUCAACCAGCCAGGGAUACAUUUCGAACUACGAAUUGGAGAAGAACUUUAGGAGGAUGAAGAAAAAGGAAGAGUUUCAUGAUUUUUUAAAUCUGUAUAGCGAAAAAAUUUCAUACAGCAAAAACUCCUUCUGCAAGAGUAUGUCGACCAACGACUCCAAGUGGAGUCAUGCGGAGGGGAUGGCCCCAAUCAGUGAGCAAGCCAAUGCUGAGUUCUUAAAUUGUGAAUAUGCGACAAGCUUAUCUUUGAAUAAGACUUCCAGCAGCAAUGAAGAAGUAACGGGUCCUUCGUUUUACUUCGAUAAGGAUUCGAUCAGCUUUGAGUUUCGGCCCGAUGUGUAUGGCAAGGGAGUUGACAAAAAUAUUUUAGCAGCAGUGGGUGAUGAGGCAAACAAAGGUGUCCCACUUCAGAAUGAAAAAGGGAAGAAGAUCUGUUGCAAUUUGAGGAGGAAGUCUCAGGACAUCUUUGACAUAAUAAUUGAUGAGGACUAUGUCCUAAGCAUGGAGAGCAACUUGUUGUGUUCUCGCAUUGGCAAUAAGCACGUGGGUCGAGGGAGUUGGCAUAAGAAGAGGGCGAUGUCUCAACAGGAGGAAGCACUAUCAUCGCGGAUGUGUGCACGGGGAGGGAAUAUAUCUUACCGUGAUGCCAGCCCUUGUGUGUUGAAUUCGCGAACGUCAUUUUCCUCUUCGAAGGUGUCAGGAGUGGGGACAAAUAACCAAAUUGCCGCCAAAGUUGGGGGCGGGCCCAACUGCAGGAUUAGGAGGAGGAACCACGAAGGGAAUUUUUCUAGUGGCGAGGGAAGUGGGAACACGUCUGGACAUUCGCAUGCAGAUGCAUUUUCACACCCGCGCAUAGACGGUACCCCCCGGGGAAGCCUAAACUCGAGGGACUUUUUCCUAAAGAAGAAAUACCUGAACAAAAAAUUUAUCAACAUGUUUUCGAAGGAUGUCCAUUCGAAGAGUCUCUUCCAUUUUUUAAACGCUGAUUUUCUACUCAGUGGAGACAACAUAAAAUAUAUAAUUCCCUUCCUAUUCAAUAGCAAACAAAUUAAUAUAUUUAAGGACAACUUGAACAGGAAGGAUUUCCACUUUUACGAGUACGUGACCUUUUCGUUUAACCUGGACAGGCAGAAAUUGAGGAAAAAAAUUGAGUGCUCCAAAACAUUAAAUGAGGAGUUUCUCAUUAAGGAGAAGCACAAAUAUAGUAAGUUCACACGUGGAGGGAAUGGCAAGUCGUCCUGUUCUGUGGGCAAGGGUCGGGAGAACCGGGUGAGGAUCAUUUCCCUUUAG
This is a messenger RNA of Plasmodium fragile, 2694 nucleotides long. RefSeq lists its product as uncharacterized. Gene Ontology annotation, molecular function: cysteine-type deubiquitinase activity. NCBI's taxonomy places the organism in Eukaryota, Apicomplexa, Aconoidasida, Haemosporida, Plasmodiidae. The coding region runs from base 1 to 2694 and encodes 897 amino acids. The transcript is spliced from 8 exons. Gene Ontology annotation, biological process: protein deubiquitination. The record is from RefSeq and is a predicted model, not a curated record.